This is a messenger RNA of Chrysochloris asiatica (Cape golden mole), 1155 nucleotides long. It is a transcript of the gene ACP6, whose product is annotated as acid phosphatase 6, lysophosphatidic. The transcript has 12 exons. The coding region runs from base 1 to 1155 and encodes 384 amino acids. NCBI's taxonomy places the organism in Eukaryota, Metazoa, Chordata, Mammalia, Afrosoricida, Chrysochloridae. Gene Ontology annotation, molecular function: phosphatase activity. The record is from RefSeq and is a predicted model, not a curated record. Gene Ontology annotation, biological process: dephosphorylation.
AUGGGCAAAACACAACUGAGUGGUAUGGACCAGCAUGAAUUCAGUCCCCGUAAUAUUCACGAUGUCCCACUACCCCUUCAGGAACAGGUAGAGUGGAACCCUCAGCUAUUAGAAGCCCCUCCUCAAGUUCAAAUUGAUUAUGCAGUCAGCAAUCUGAGCGGUGGUCCCAAACCACAUUCACCUUUUGAUGCUCAGUACCAGGCGACCCCACUAAAGGGGGGCAUGUUUGCUGGGCAGCUGACCAAAGUGGGCAUGCAGCAGAUGUUUGCCCUGGGAGAGAGACUGAGAAAGCAUUAUGUGGAGGAUACCCAUUUUCUUUCACCAACCUUCAACCCACAGGAAGUCUUUGUUCGUUCCACAAACAUAUAUCGGAAUCUGGAAUCUACCCGGUGUUUGCUGGCUGGGCUUUUCCAACGUCACAAAGAGGGACCCAUCAUCAUCUACACGGAUGAAGCCAGCUCUGAAGUCUUGUACCCCAACUUCCAAAGCUGCUGGAGUCUGAAGCAAAGAACCAGAGGCCGAAGAGAGGCUGCCUCUUUGCAACCAGGAAUCUCAGAGGACUUGAAAAAGGUGAAGGAAGAGAUGGGCAUUGACGAUAGUAACAGAGUAGACUUCCUCAGCCUUCUGGACAACGUGGCUGCUGAGCAGGUGCACAAUCUCCCAAGCUGCCCCACCCUGAGCAGAUUUGCACGGAUGAUAGAGCAGAGAGCCGUCGACGCAACCUUGUACAUUCUGCAAAGAGAAGACAGGGAAAGUAUUCAGUUGGCAGUAGGCCCUCUCCUCCACAUCCUGAAGAACAACCUGCUGAAAACCAUUGACCCUGCCACUCCACCCAGCAAGAUCAGAAAGCUGUACCUCUAUGCAGCUCAUGAUCUGACCCUCAUGCCUCUCCUAAUUGCCUUGGGGAUCUUUGACCACAAAUGGCCCCCAUUUGCUGCUGACCUGACCAUGGAACUCUACCAGCACCAGGAAUCUAAGGAGUGGUUUGUGCGGCUCUAUUACCAUGGUGAGGAGCAAGUGCCGGAAGGAUGCCCUGAAGGGCUCUGCCCACUGGACAAGUUCUUGAACACCAUGUCAGUUUAUACUUUAAGCCCAGAAAAGUACCACAGGCUCUGCUCCCAAACACAGACAACUGACUUUGGGAGUGGAGAGUAA